Asparagus officinalis (garden asparagus) is the source of this 732-nucleotide messenger RNA. RefSeq names its product jacalin-related lectin 19-like. The coding region runs from base 18 to 605 and encodes 195 amino acids. The transcript has 3 exons. The record is from RefSeq and is a predicted model, not a curated record. Lineage: Eukaryota; Viridiplantae; Streptophyta; Magnoliopsida; Asparagales; Asparagaceae. Gene Ontology annotation, molecular function: carbohydrate binding.
CACUCCACAAGCUCACAAUGAAUUCUCAGAAGAAGAUGGCUACAAGCAAGAGGAUAAAGAUAGGGCCAUGGGGGGGCCAAGGAGGAGUUCCUUGGGAUGAUGGGAACUACCGAGGUAUUCUAUCGAUAACUUUGGUUUAUGAUCGAUGUAUUAACUCGAUCAGGGUCGAGUACGACAAAAACGGGAGGCCUAUACUGGGCGAAAGACAUGGAGGAAGUGGAGGAAGACAUGUAAUCCAAAUCAAAUUUGCAUACCCAGAAGAGUAUUUGACUGACAUAAGUGGGUACAUCGCCCCCAUGGUACAUGGUGGCUCGCCCGUAAUCAGAUCUCUAAGAUUCAACACCAAUAAGCAGACAUUUGGACCGUAUGGGAUUGAAGAAGGCACUCCAUUUACAAUACCAAUUGAAGGAGGUAUGGUUAUCGGCUUUCAUGGACGAAGCAGUCAAUAUCUUGACUCAAUUGGCAUGUAUUUGUCUCGUAUCCAUGCAUCAAGAAUCUACAUAUACCAAAAGAUGCAGAAACUAGGGGAGAAACUAGGGCACAGGGAUGGCGCACGUGGAUGCCCAUACAAAGCCGGGGCCAGCAGAGAUAUUGCAGCAGAAUAAUGUUUUGCUAAUGAUAUGCGUGAUUGCGUGGGCCUUUAGACACAGACAAGUCGCACGUAUUUUUUGAUGUAUCCGAGCAGAUCAACUAUGUCAGAAUAAACACUUCUUUAAAUAAAGAUAAAAUGAG